This is a messenger RNA of Myxozyma melibiosi, 2987 nucleotides long. RefSeq names its product replication factor RFC1 C terminal domain-containing protein. Gene Ontology annotation, cellular component: nucleus; DNA replication factor C complex. Gene Ontology annotation, biological process: DNA replication; DNA repair. The record is from RefSeq and is a predicted model, not a curated record. NCBI's taxonomy places the organism in Eukaryota, Fungi, Ascomycota, Lipomycetes, Lipomycetales, Lipomycetaceae. The transcript has 4 exons. Bases 222 to 2987 code for a protein of 921 amino acids. Gene Ontology annotation, molecular function: DNA binding; ATP hydrolysis activity; DNA clamp loader activity.
GUAGAUGACAAGAUUGACUUCUCCGCGCACGAAAGACGCGCGCGUCGCGACCGACUUUGGCCAAGAAGGCUCCGGAUCUCAGCAGUUCAACAAGGUCUUUCAAUCUGUUCCAGCGUUUGAUUCAACGAGUGAAUAGAAGAAGAGUAUUUUGAAUUGAUUCUGCGAGAGCGGUGAAAGGUUAAAAGGAAGAAUUAAUCUAAAGAAACAAGAGCAAAAGCAGAAUGCAACGGAAUAUAUCCUCGUUCUUUAGACCCAAAGACGGUUCUUCACAAGGCCAGAAGGGAUCGAGCGCGGCGGUGUCUUCAAGUCCGCCUGCUGCGCGAAAAGCCGGCACUGAUCAGGAGAACAAGAAGCCUACAAGCACUACCGGAUCGCCUAAAUCCGCUAAAUCAAACAAGGCAGACGACGUGAAGAAGCCAGCACCCAAACCCGCUAAACGUCUUGACUCUCUGUUCAGCGACGAAGAAGAAGACGUCAAGAUGAAGAAACCGCGGUCCAAGAAAGCCAAGGACGACGACGACGACUACAAGGACGAACCAGCACCUCAAGCAGUGACCAUCAGCAGCGACGACGAGGAUGCUACAGCUUCUCCCAAAAAGAAGAAACCGACAGCCGCCACGCGCAAGCGCAAACAAGACGACGAUCAAACUGCUCGCCCGACGAAGAAACGCGCGCCUGCGGCAAACACUGCAGCAAAGAAAGAGGACGAUCUCGAAGUCCUUGCCGACGCGCCCCCCGCGAAAAAGAAGUUCAACCCGGCGGAGUUUGCUGCCCGUCGCGCGGCAGUCAACACGGGAGUCUGCGCAGAAUUGCCCGAAGGCGCGCCGAACUGCCUUGCGGGACUUGCGUUCGUCUUCACUGGUAUUCUGCAGACGCUUCCGCGCGACGACGGAAUCGCGCUGGUAAAGAAGUAUGGCGGACUUGUGCGGACUGCACCGUCACGGAACACAAACUAUGUGGUGCUGGGUGAGGAGGCUGGACCGAAGAAGUUGGAGGUGAUCAAGAAGCUUGGGAUCAAGACGAUUGACGAGAACGAACUUUUCGAGCUGAUUAAGACGCGACCUGCGAAUGGUGGUGAUACAGCUGAAGGAAUUAAGGCGCAGAAGAAGGCUGCGGAGGAAGAAAAGAAGAUUAUCGAGAUGUCCAAAACUAUCGGAAUCCCUGAACCCGCAAAAGCCGUCAAGGCAAGCUCCUCCGGCUCGACCUCAAGUCAAGCUUCCAGACAGACGAGUGAGCAGGUCAAUAAACCGCCCCGUUCGCUUCUGUGGACGGACAAGUAUGCGCCGCGGUCGAUCAAAGAUAUCUGCGGCAACAAGGGCGCGGUGCAGAAGCUGCAGAAAUGGCUCGAAGACUGGCCUGCGAAUCUAAAGGCAAACUUCAAGCGACCAGGCCCGGACGGCAGCGGCGUGUUUCGCGCGGUGAUGAUUUCGGGACCGCCGGGGAUCGGCAAGACGACGGCAGCGCAUCUUGUAGCCGAAUUAGCAGGGUUCGACGUGAUUGAGACGAAUGCGAGCGACACGCGAAGCAAGAACGUGAUUGCGGAAGCGCUGGGGACGGUGCUGGACAAUAAAUCGAUUGCGGGGUAUUUCGGGGAGACGAAGCAGGAUGUUGACGCGGCGAAGCGCAAGAUCGUGCUGAUCAUGGACGAGGUGGACGGCACGUCAGCAGGCGACCGGGGCGGAGCGGUGCAGAUGUCUGCGUUUUGCAAGACGACGCAUGUGCCGCUGAUUUUGAUUUGCAACGACUACUCGCUGCAAAAGAUGCGGACGUUUGACCGCACGACGUUCAAUAUCCAGUUCCGGCGACCGGACGCGAACGCGAUUCGGUCGCGGAUCCUGUCGAUUGCGUACCGCGAGGGUCUGAAGAUUCCGGCGCCGGUGAUUGACCAGCUGGUGCAGAGCACGCAUGCGGACAUUCGGCAAAUCAUCACGCUGCUGUCGACGUUCAGCCUUGGGGAGACAGGCAGGAAAGAGAUGAGUUUUGAGCAAGGGCAGCGGAUGGCGCAGGACUGGCAGAAGCAUAUAGUGAUGAAGCCGUUUGAUAUUGCGAGCAAGCUUUUGAACGGGGAGAUGUUUGGCGCGAGGUCGCGCGCGACGCUGAACGACAAGAUCGAGCUGUACUUUAACGACGCGGAUAUGUCGCCGCUGAUGGUGCAGGAGAACUAUCUGCGGACGCGGCCGGCGGCGGGGGCGAAUAAGGUGCAGACGCUGACGCAGCUGGACCGGGCGGCGUCGUCGAUUUCAGACAGUGACCUAGUUGACCGGAUGAUCCACGGGUCGCAGCAGCAAUGGAGUCUGAUGCCGCUGCACGGGGUGCUGUCUACGGUGCGUCCGGCGUCGUUUGUGGCCAACGGAGGCAGCGAGCGGUUCAUGUUUACGAGCUGGCUGGGUAACUACUCAAAAGGCAACAAGCUGUCGCGGUACCUGCAGGAGAUCCAGUCGCACGCGCGACUGCGGAUUUCGGGCGACGCGGAGGAAGUGCGGACGCAGUACCUGUCGUCGUUCUUUGAUAAUCUGUACACGCCUAUUGCUACGCGGGCGAACGAGGGCGGGGUGGAGGACGCGAUCAAGUUUAUGGACGAGUAUUAUCUUACGAAGGAGGAUUUUGACGCGGUGUUGGAGCUCGGGGUGGGUCCGAAGAACGGGGAGGAGCUGUGGAAGAAGAUUCCGACGGCGACGAAGACGGCGUUUACGCGCAAGUAUAACACAGGAAGUCAUCCGGUGCCGUUUAUACGGGCGAGCACGGUGACUGAUCCGAGAAAGGUGAAGAAGGAGGUUCCGGAUUUGGAGGAGGCGAUGGAUGAUGUGUUGGGAGAGGAGGAGGAGAAGAAGGAGGAGGAGAAUGAGGAGGAGGAGGAGGAGGAUACGGAUCUGUCGAAGGACAAGUAUAUCAAGAAGCCGAAGGCAAGUGCGAAGGCGAGUUCGAAGGCUACGGCGAAGGCCCCUGCGAAGGCACCUGCGAAGGGAAAGGGGAAAGCUAAGAAGUAG